UGCUCUUGCUAGUCGCCGCCGUUGGCCUUUCCAGCGCUGCUUCUCCUCUCACCGUUGCUGCUUCUCUCUCUCUGGUUUAUGUUUUCUCAUUCACUGUGAAAAUAAUGAUUCCCUGCAUAGUUCUUGUUGGCCCUAUUGGUCUUGGUUUUGGAUAUAUGAGUGGGUUAUCCAGGUCAUAGUGCUUUGGAGAAGAGACUUGUAUGAUUCCAUUAUCAUAGAUGAGCAUUUUAAAGGACAAAGAUGUGCAUACGUUUUUCUCCCUGUUGCUGCCUGCAACAAUCAAUCUGGCCUUUGUACACAUUGCCUCUUUUACUGAUCUUUGUUUUUCAUCUCUUAUUCUUAGUGUUACUGCUGGUCUCUCAUACAGGGAAUUUUCUGCGCAUUGCCAUUUUUAACAUUAGUUACAUAAGAGGCCUUUUUCCUGAGAAAUAUUUCAAUGAUAAGUCUGUUCCUGCCUUAAAAUUAUGAACAGAGAUGAAGAUCAAAAAGCUUACACCAAUGGAUGCAAAGU
Molecule: messenger RNA, 511 nt
Organism: Camellia sinensis
Lineage: Eukaryota; Viridiplantae; Streptophyta; Magnoliopsida; Ericales; Theaceae
Source: RefSeq, a predicted model, not a curated record